AGAACCACCCACAUUCCCGCAAUCCACUCCCCGCAAUGGUCUCCAAGAUCCUCUUCUGGAGCGGCUUCGGUACGCCUCCCCGCACCUCCCCGCUCUCCCCGCCCAUUGAGCCGCGCUAACCGCCGGGGCUUUUGCUCGCAGGCGUCGCCGUCCGCCUGUGGCAGCUGGGCAUGGAGAUGCGCCCCUUCUUCAACAAGGGCUCGCUGUGGGCCUACCCGCUCUACGCCACCAUCGGCGGCAGCUUCGGCUACUGGCUGCAGGGCGUCGAGAGCCGCCAGUACAAGCUGCUGUCGGAUCGUCGCCAGGCCCUUAUGGACAAGCGCGCGCGCAGGGCCCUCGAAGAAUCCACCACCGUCGACCCCGCUACCCAGGCCGACAAGGAGGGCAUCAUGGCCACCGUCUAAUCGGCGCGUGGUGUCGGGACGUGAAUGUCAAGGAGGAUAGAGAGAGAAAGUAGUAGCGGCAAGCUAGAUGGGGGGAAGGCGGAGGAGUAGGACACGCCAUGUCGCGCGUGUCGCAUUGUACACUCGAGCAGCAGCAUCGUCGUCGUCGUAGCCGGACGGUACGCAGCUCCGAAAUCUGAAAUUCUGUGCAGCCAAUCCGUCCAUCCCGUCGCAAGCGGGCAGCCGU
Molecule: messenger RNA, 630 nt
Organism: Aplosporella prunicola CBS 121167
Lineage: Eukaryota; Fungi; Ascomycota; Dothideomycetes; Botryosphaeriales; Aplosporellaceae
Exons: 1
Coding region: 171-404 (77 amino acids)
Source: RefSeq, a predicted model, not a curated record